AUGUGGUCUGCAUCAUCUAGACAGAUGCAGAUCAACUACGGCCUCCAACCUACAGAAAUGGGUAUGUUUGUUGUACAUCCAGCAUCAUUUCAACAUCAUCACCAACACCAUGAAAACACAAUCAAUUUUGAUCCACAUGGUAAUAAUAACUCCAAUCUUUCUAAUACAUGUACUACAAACACAUCUCUUGGGGUUGGGGUUGGUGUUAUCCCACUCCUCACAGCUACUCCUUUAACAAAUAUGGUUACAUUUGAUGAUCAAGAUUUGGUUAGAAAUAAUAGAGGUGGAAAUAAUGAUGGUACUAGUGGGUUUCAAUUCUUCUCAAAUCAACACCAACAAAAUUCUACUACUAAUUAUACUAAAAAUAGUACUAGUAGUAACAAUAUUAUACUUGGUGGUGGGGGUGGGGGGUCAAUUUCAACAACAACUUGUCAAGAUUGUGGUAACCAAGCAAAAAAAGAUUGUACACAUAGAAGAUGUAGAACUUGUUGUAAGAGUAGAGGUUAUGAUUGUAACACACAUGUAAAGAGUACUUGGGUACCAGCUUCAAGAAGGCGUGAGAGACAACUAAUGGGGGGUGCAACAACAACAAGUGUGAAUGUUGUAGCAGCUGGAUCUUCUUCACAAUCAACUUCAAGUGCUAAGAAACCUAGACUUGUCAAUUCUCAGACAACUACAACAGCUUCACAUACUUCUACUUCAAAUAAUACUCCUCCAAGAAGUUUUGACACUAGCUCUAGUCAUCAAGAUGCAAGUUUUAAAGGGUCAUUGCCAGGACAAGUGAGGGCACCAGCUGUAUUCAAGUGUGUAAGAGUGACUUCAGUAGAUGAAGGUGAAGACGAAUAUGCAUAUCAAGCUGUUGUCAAAAUUGGUGGACAUCUUUUCAAAGGUUUCUUAUAUGAUCAAGGUCUUGAUGAACCAAAAGAUAAUAAUAAUAAUAAUAAUAAUAAUAAUAAUUUUCCAAAUUUAUCUGAUUUACAUUUGGGUGCUGUUGCUACCAAUGAACAUAAUUCACAUCUUUAUGCUGCUUCUACUAGUGGAGGAUUGCUUGGUGGAGGAUCGAAUUAUGGUAACCAAAUAAAUUGA
Molecule: messenger RNA, 1086 nt
Organism: Solanum verrucosum
Lineage: Eukaryota; Viridiplantae; Streptophyta; Magnoliopsida; Solanales; Solanaceae
Product: protein LATERAL ROOT PRIMORDIUM 1
Exons: 2
Coding region: 1-1086 (361 amino acids)
Biological process (GO): positive regulation of DNA-templated transcription
Cellular component (GO): nucleus
Molecular function (GO): DNA binding; DNA-binding transcription factor activity
Source: RefSeq, a predicted model, not a curated record